UUUGUCCUGAACUCAAUCUGUCAUCAUGUUUGGGGCUCUUGUAAAGUUAGACCUUUCCUCUGUGGGCUUGACUCUGUUGCUGGGCUUGAUUCUUCUGGUUCUGUUUGAGAUCUUCAGGAUUCAUUCUUACAAAAGUCGAUUUCCGCCUGGUCCAACACCUCUGCCUUUUGUGGGAAACCUACCACAUUUAUUGAGGGACCCGAUGGGCUUCAACAGAUUAAUGGCUCAAUAUGGAGAAAUGUCCACUAUGUAUCUUGGGAAAAAGCCAGCGAUAGUCCUCAAUACAAUCCAGGUGGCUAAGGAAGCCCUGGUUCAGGAAGCUUUUGCUGGAAGACCAUGUCUGCCGGUUAUAGACUGGACUUCUAAUGGAUGCGGUAUAAUAAUGGCCACAUUUAACAACUCCUGGAAGCAGCAGAGACGGUUUGCUCUGCACACGCUCAGAAACUUUGGCUUGGGGAAGAAAUCAAUAGAAAGUCGUGUGUUAGAGGAAAGCCAAUAUCUGUUUGCUGAACUGCUCAAAGAUGAAGGUGAGCCAGUGAAUCCCCAUCAUGCCCUACAGAAUGCCGUUUCCAACAUUUUCUGCUCCAUCAUGUUUGGAGAGCGAUUUGACUACGAUAACAAACGCUUAGGCUACCUUCUGAAAAUCCUGAAUGAAAACAUGAUGCUGACAGGAUCAGCUAUAGGACAGAUUUUCAACUUGGCCCCGUUCAUCAAGCAUUUCCCUGGUCCACACCAGAAGAUCAAGAAGAACUCCAAUGAGUUAUAUAGUUUCAUUGAGGAUGAAGUUGAGGAACACAGAAAAACUCUGGAUCCAGUCAGUCCACGAGACUUCAUAGAUGCCUAUCUGCUGGAGAUCGAGAAACAAAAGUCUAACAAAGACUCCACAUUUCAAGAAGAAAACCUGAUUGGUUCAGCUAUUGACCUGUUUUUUGCUGGAACCGACAGCACAGCGACCAGCAUCAGAUGGGGACUCCUCUUCUUGAUUCAAAACCCAGACGUACAAGAGAGAUGUCAUGAGGAGAUUGUUCAGGUUCUGGGUUACGACCGCUUGCCCUGCAUGGAUGACUGUGACAGACUACCAUACACACACGCCACUGUUCAUGAGAUUCAGCGCUUUGCAAAAACUGUACCUUUCGGUGUGUUUCAUGAAACAAUUUGGCCCACAAAACUACAUGGAUUUGACAUUCCUCAGGGAACUAUGAUCAUGACAAACUUGGCUGCAAUUUUCAGCAGUAAGGAGCACUGGAAGCAUCCUGACACAUUUAACCCAGAGAAUUUCCUUGAUGAGAACGGACACUUCAGCAAGCCUGAGUCUUACAUUCCAUUUUCCCUGGGGCUGAGGGCCUGUAUAGGUGAGUCACUAGUGAGGACGGAGCUCUUCUUGUUCGCCACUGUUCUCCUACAGAGGAUUCAUUUCUCUUGGCCGCCUGAUGCAAAGCCCUUAGACAUGGAUGGCAUCGUGGGUAUAGUCCGCUAUCCUCAAACCUUUAGCAUCAUCUGCUGCAGUAGAGACAGCAAAAAGUGACCCGAAACACAUCAAGCCAUAACAUACAAAGGAAAAACAAUAACAGCACAGCCGUUGAGCGCAGAAGAGCACUUUGGCUCAUCUAUAUCAUGUAUAAUUCACAGUUCUCAGGUAACUCAGAUAAUAAAAAGAAGAGUGUGUAUUAUUCUUUGCAUUGAUGCUUCUUAACAUGUUUGAACAUUUAAGCAGUUUUUUAAUCUUCAUGCAAUCAAAAAUUGAAUAGUUUUUACCCUUUGUUUUGACUUUAUUCUAAUUAUUUUAUUCUGAUUAUUGUACUGUAAUGAUCUUUCAUUAAAUAAAGAAUUAAUGAAAUAAA
Messenger RNA from Danio rerio (zebrafish), 1841 nucleotides. It is a transcript of the gene cyp2aa4, whose product is annotated as cytochrome P450, family 2, subfamily AA, polypeptide 4. Gene Ontology annotation, cellular component: membrane. Gene Ontology annotation, molecular function: oxidoreductase activity, acting on paired donors, with incorporation or reduction of molecular oxygen; heme binding; iron ion binding. NCBI's taxonomy places the organism in Eukaryota, Metazoa, Chordata, Actinopteri, Cypriniformes, Danionidae. The record is from RefSeq and is marked validated.